AUGGCAAUCAACUUUGGAGUUGGGCAAUCCAAAAAGCGUAAAGUGUCUUAGAUAAUUUUGAAUAAUAAUUAAUAAAUAUACAUUAUCGUUAUGAAUAAGGAUAUCAAUCCCAUGUAAAUCACAAAACAUCAAUAUUCCCCGUAGAUUCAGAAAUAGGGUUUGCAAUCUCUGAAAUUUGUGGUUCCGAUUUGCAUAAUAUGUUCAUUGUGUAGCAUAGUAAUUGCAUACAUGUGGUACAGUUCUAAUGGAUUGACUGAAUAUUUGCUUUUGGGACUCAAUAAUGUAAUUUGCCACAUAAAUUAAAGGUAGCCAUAUUGAUUGUAUGCAUCUUCUCCUUUUAUUGGAGUUUAACAUUUCAAAUAGUGAGAGAUGUUAUUAAUCAGCAGGAGGGAUUCCCACUAUCAAGUAUGCCUUAUUUUCAUUCUCUAUUCACAUAAAUACUCUGUGCAAUCUAAGCUGGCUUAGUAUUAGGUUUGAUUGAAUAUAACUCCUACAAUCAAUUUAUUUUGAUACUCCCCUUGACUAUAAUUGAAAUAUUUUUACUACUUUAUCUAGCUAAUGUGAGUAGACAAUUCAAUAUUAGAGAAUACGGAGUUCAAAGAUUGAUCAUCUAUGCUACUUCUGCUAUUAAUCUAAUAUUUUUGGCAUUUGCAGCAUAUUACCUCAAAAAAGUAAGGAUUUCAUCUAACUUAGGUUAUCUCUUAAAUUAAUUAUUAAAUGUAUUAGGUCUCAAGUACAAACAUAGAAAUAUCAUUCAUCAAAAUAAUCCUAUUGGUUUUCUUUAUAUCGACUAUCCUUGUUGCUACAUUUAAUGUCAAGAAAAUUAAAGUGUUUUUUGUUACUAUAAGUUACAUUAUUGUUGGUCUUUGCAUCAUGGCAGCUUGUGUAAAUGGAUUGUUAGUCAGAAGAAUCCAAUCUUUAAAUUUAGAAUUAUCUUCACCCAAUGGAUGUAGAUUUGCAAUGUAGACGAUAUCUGAAACAAGUCUAAAAGAUGAAUUAUAAUGCUCAUAAAAAUAUUUAAAUUUGGAUCUGUCACCAUAUUUGCCUUGUGAUUAAGAUCAACAAACCUAUGAAUGGGAAUCGGAUUCAAAUAUUAAACUGGGAUGCGUUAACUUAUAAUGUUGCAAGGCCGUUUAAAAUUAUCUAUUCAGUCCAAUUAACAGUCUUACUAUUUGGAUUAAUUUAAUCAUAAUGAUUGGUUUAGUCUAAUCCUUUAAUGCUGCAAUAUUAUCAGAAAGCACAUUCAAAAAAUACAAAAUGCACAUUGUUGGAGAUGGAGUAGUCUUUAUUAUAUUACUAAUACUUGCUAUUCUUGCUGUGUGCACUUACAAUUUCACUCCUGAUCUCUAAAUAGGAAUUUAACAUGCUCUUGUUAAGUAAGAAUUGUUAAUUAUUUCAACCUAGAGAAUAAUCUGUAUUAAAUUAAAUUACUAUAUUACCUACUCCUAUUUAUAAGAACUUCGAUAAAUAAGAGAAGUUGAUUGGAUUCCAUAAUUUACAAAGUUGUCAGCAAAUUACUGCUGUAAUAUUACAAAAAAUAACCUUUUCAUCUGAUAAUAAUUUGAAGGGGUAUUAUAAUAUCAUUAAUUAGAAUUAUUUUAGCAAUUUAAGGCACAAAUGGGUAAUUUACAAUUCUUAACGAAGAAAACUAAUAGGAUUUGUCAAUCAUUAUUGAUGAAGAAAUAACAAAAGAGUUUUUCUAAGCCUAAGUAUUACCAUUUGAUAGGAUAUUGAUCAAAGGGAAGAUAGAUGAGGCAGAGAAUUUCUUCAAUAAUAAUUUAUAUUUUUGCUCAGAUUAUCCUCUGUCUGCUGAUUUUGAAAUCUUAAAAGAGUUCUAUGAAAUUCCAAAAAAAAGAGUAUUAGAAGGAAUAUCAAAAGACACAUAAAAAUAUGCUGAUUAGGCAUUCAGAUUCUACGAUAUUACAAUCGUCAUAGAAGAUGCAACCAAUUUUUAACCUAUUUAGAAUAGUGUAAAUUUAAUUAAGUAAUUUAGUAAAUUGAAAUAUAUGAUGGAAAAUUCUUGUCAUAAUCUUGCUAAAUUAUAAAAUAAUUGGAAAGAAACCUUUAUGAGUUAUAAACUGAUGAGAAUGGAAAGGCCACUCUAAAUAACCUCAGUAAAGGCAACUCUUAUACAAUAAUGAUAUACAAGCCAAGUAUUAUGAUAUAAUAAUUUACAGAUUAUAAAAGGACAUGCUCAGUUCUAGAUUUAUAGAGAAGAAUACCGAAAACUAAUUAUAUAUUUCGAUUAACUAGCAGUAUCCAAAAACAUUCUGUAAGAGUUAUCUUAGAAUGGUCAUCUAAAUCAUUAAAUCUUGACUUGUAUGGUAUUUUCAAAGUGAAUGAAAACAAUUGUUUAACAGGACCUUUGUCUAAAAGUUGUGGUGGAAUGGAGCACAUUUCAAUCUCAAAGGAGGAUCAACACAUUGAGAUUUUGGAUAUUACCCAAUUAGAACCUUAUAGAUACACCUUAUUUGUGAAAAGAUUUUUAACUCGGUAGGAGUCCUUAGAUCUGCUAUCAAAGUAGGGAAUCAAUCAAGAUUGGAUAGAUUCCGAUCCUCAUAUAACUGUAUAUUUAAAUGAAUUGAAAUACCCUUUGGUAGAAUUUCGAUUACCAUAAAGUAACAUUUAAUAAAUUUACAUAGUAACUAAUUAAUAAAUGGAUAGAGUGGACAUGACUUGGAUGGUGUUUCAAAUUGAUGGUAUUCAAUCCGAUGCUCCGAAUUCCAUACAGAAGAUGAGUUCUGAAAUUUCAAAUGAUGAAAUCAAAACGAAUACUGCAUUUAAGAAAUCCUAUUGGCCAAACAUCUGA
Molecule: messenger RNA, 2809 nt
Organism: Paramecium octaurelia
Lineage: Eukaryota; Ciliophora; Oligohymenophorea; Peniculida; Parameciidae
Source: the annotation of a GenBank genome assembly